This is a messenger RNA of Cuscuta epithymum, 1544 nucleotides long. The record is from the annotation of a GenBank genome assembly. NCBI's taxonomy places the organism in Eukaryota, Viridiplantae, Streptophyta, Magnoliopsida, Solanales, Convolvulaceae.
CAGCCCAUUGAUGAUCUCUAUGUUCCACCACUUCCGUCCGGCCACGAAGAGAGAAGCGACGGACCACGAAGCCCUCCACACUCUCGUCUGGCCAGCCGACCUGCACAGCAGCACUCUUGUGAAGCCCUCUAGCUCUCUGCCUCUCUCCCAAUCGUCCAGGUCUACUCAGAACAGUAAAUCAGUAACACAAAACUUAAACUUGUUUGGAACUCAACCUUAGGCUAUCAGCAGUUUAUACAAGCCAAAAUGGCGCAUCGCAUGGUCUUCGGAUCAUUGCGAGGAGCUGCACAGAAGCUUCUGUGGCAACAUAAAGCGCUUUUAACCACAACUAGGAAUUUCAUUUCGGAAAUGCGAAAGGAAGCUUUUGAAGGAAACAUCAUUAGAUUACUCCGAAGUGAGAUCCAAUAUGAGAUUGACAACUCAUUUCCCUCCAAGCCUCUCCCUAAAUUUGGACCAUUUAUGAUUGAUGAAAGGCCGGGAGAGCAAUGGACUAGACUUAAUAGGAAAUUUGGAGAGAAAGAAGAGAUAAAGAUUGAUGUGACCAUGUUUGAUGGAUUUGUUCCGGUUAAAAAAGGUGGUAAUGUUUCCCAAGAAGAUGAAGUGUAUCUUCAUGCUACAAUGAUUGUUAAUAUCUCUAAAGGAGAAAACAAUGAUGUGUUGGAGUUUGUUUGCUCUGCAUGGCCUAACAGCAUUGAGAUCCGUAAAGUUGCAAUGCGUAUGCAUGGUUCAGCUACAGCUCAACUUUACACUGGACCCCCCUUUAAGGAACUAGAUGAUAAACUGCAGGAUGAACUCUAUAACUUCCUAGAGACCAGGGGAAUCGAUGAUGAUAUGUGUGUGUUCUUAAAUCACUACAUGAGGAACAAAGCCAAAAUUGAAUACAUUCGUUGGAUGGGAAAGGCCAAAUCUUUCAUAGAGAGGAAGUAGGGGAGGUACUUAUUUUUUCACUGUAAAAGCACUACACAAGUGUUUCUAUUUUUCGACAGUGUUUUGUUGGUGCCUUGACAUAGUAAAAAAUGUCCUUGUUGAUAAGAGCAAAGUUAAUGGUGGAACAUCAUGGCCUAUUUGCUGUGUGGUCCUUUAUUUUAAGGGAACUAGAUGAUAAACUGCAUGAUGAACUCUAUAACUUCCUAGAGACCAGGGGAAUCGAUGAUGAUAUUGGUGUGUUCUUAAAGCACUACAUGAGGAACAAAGCCAAAAUUGAAUACAUUCAUUGGAUGGGAAAGGCAAAAUCUUCCAGAGAGGAAGUAGGGGAGCUACUUAUUUUUUCUCUGUAAAAACAGUACACACAUUGUGUUUCUAUUUUCCGACAUUGUUUUGUCAAGAGUUUUGGUAUUAUGCAGAAACUAAGCCAAUUAAAGCAAUGUUCGUAAAUGAUUUUCAUAUAUUGCGAAUUGAUCUUAUGUGCUUCUGAAUAUGCAUAAGACUUGUAUGCUGGGAUUGAUAUCAACUAGCUGACCCCAAAAUCUUUUGGGAAUAAGGCUUGGAUGUUGUUGAUUAUCUUGCUUCUAUGUUUUUCAUGAAUUGGACAAAGUUUGGGGGAG